Caretta caretta (loggerhead turtle) is the source of this 1804-nucleotide messenger RNA. It is a transcript of the gene GDPGP1, whose product is annotated as GDP-D-glucose phosphorylase 1. Gene Ontology annotation, cellular component: cytoplasm. The record is from RefSeq and is a predicted model, not a curated record. Gene Ontology annotation, biological process: glucose metabolic process. NCBI's taxonomy places the organism in Eukaryota, Metazoa, Chordata, Testudines, Cheloniidae. Gene Ontology annotation, molecular function: GDP-D-glucose phosphorylase activity.
GGGCCCGAGCCGCAGGAAACGAGCUUCCUUGCCAGGAGGAGCCUGAGCCGCGGCUCGCUGCGGGUGAAGCGGCGGGCCGGGCCGCUGGGAGAGGGAGACCCGCCCGGCGUUUCAGAUCAGCUGCAGGUGCUGCUACUCCUCCACCAUGGCAGCGUACCUGGGUGCCAGCCAAGUCCUCCAUGAAACAUUGGGGUUGCCCUCCCAGGAGCAGCCAGAGCGCCGUACAGUGUCCUGUGGGGAGGACUUUGUUUAUGGUGAAGAGGAUUUUGUUCUGUGUGGGGUUGGGUGGUGGAGAAGCAGGUCAGAGGGGCCAGCAAGCCACACCAUGUCUCGUUUUGACAGAGCUUUGCAGUCCAGCUGGGAGGAAAAGAUGAAGCUGGGUUUGUUCAGGUACCACCUGGGGGAGCUGCAGACCCGUAUCUUGCCUGGGAAUGUCCGGUUUGUGGCCCAGCUGAACAUCCAGAGAGGUCUGGAGAGGAGGAGGCCACAGGACAUCCAGAGUAUCAGGCAGAAAUUCGACCCCCAGCAAUUCCACUUCAAUAAGAUCAAACCAGGGGAAAUCCUCUUCCAUAUGGUCAGGGGCCCUACUCCCCACCAUCCCAGCAGGGGGUGCUCUCAGUUCCAAGGCGGCCCGCCGGACUCCAAACUCCCAGGGACACUUGACUGCAUCCUAGUGGUGAUUAACGUCAGCCCCUUGGAGUUUGGACAUGUGCUCUUUAUUCCAGACCCCGCUCUCUGCCUGCCUCAGAUUCUCACCCAGGAGCUGCUCCAGUUUGGGCUGGAGUCGGUUCUUCUCAGUGCCCACCCAGGCUUCCGUGUUGGGUUUAACAGCCUCGGAGCCUUUGCCUCGGUCAACCACUUGCACUUACACGGAUUUUACCUGGAUUGGGAGCUCCUGAUUGAGACGGCCCCAGGCGAACUCCUGUGCCCCACACUCAACUUCCACUUCCUGCGGGGAGUCCCAGCCCCAGGGUUCCUGUUCUACAGUGAAGGGGAGGGCCUGGAGGCCCUGGCACACAACGUCUGCCGAGUCACUGACUACCUGGUGGAUAAAGAGAUUGCACACAACGUGUUUGUGACCCGGGGAACUGCUCCUGGGGAGCCAACCCACUCAGAGACCCGCUCUGGAAUCCGGGUGCUCAUCUGGGCCAGGAGGUCCUGCUUUGGGACCAAAGAGGAAGCUGCAUUUAAUGUGGCACUUUGUGAGCUGGCUGGGCACUUGCCCAUCAAAACUGCCCAGGACUUCCAGAGCCUUACAGAGACAGCAGCCAUUCACAUCAUCCAGAGAUACCUCCUCCCUGAGCCACAGCUGUCACAGCUCCGAAGCCAGUUGGUGACACUUCUCACAGAGUAACCACACGGGCUCUGCAUUGCACAUGGUGUCGCGCUUUUCAAGUCUCACUCUUGCGUAUUUUGUAACUGCUAUAGAAUCAUUCAUUGGGGCAGUCGGGGAGCAGGGAGUGACUGUGGAUUUGCCUCCAGGAUCCAACGUGGAGGCAACCUUGCUGUUUGAACCACUGCCCCUCUCCCUGCGGGCACGGCAGACUGGAUCCUCUGGGACGCUGACUGGCCUGUUGUACCAUCAUUGGCAAGAAAGGAAGAAAGAUCUCUAUGGCGGGCUUUGUCCUUAACCUCACUUGCCCCAUGUGAGUUUAGGUGGGGCUCUGCGGUGUGCUGGGAGUGGGAGAUAAAGCGGGGGGGUGACCCCCAAGUUCCUGAUCUAGUUAAUGAUUGAACUGUGGGCUUGUUUCUGGAGAAUACAACCAAUCAACCCCCACCUUUGGAAAUACCGCAGCAUCACGCA